AGGAAAGGUGUCCAACGGCACUUUUUAUUUUACUUGUCUCUAAACUACAAUGCCGAUAUCGGGACAAAUUAUCCGACUAUUUGUCAGGUCAAGAAUAUGUGGACAAGUUGCAACAGACCCUCCUUUUAUUACGGCGGACAAUGUUGAGCACUACCUGGCCACUGAUGACACACUAGUCCACUUCUUCAAUGACUUCCUGAGCUUGCCGUCGUUCCCAGUGGCCCUGUCCUACAACCAGGACAGCGGUCUGUUUGAGGUUGAGACGGGAGCCUCUGAGCUGGUCUCCCGGAGGAUCUCGUCCGUACUGCAGGAGAGGAAGUCCAGCGGGCUGUCAGAGGACCAAGCCUUGUUGGCCUUCAGCGGGUCCCUCGUAGACAACCACUACACCGUCCACUUCCUGGACAAAAUGCAGGGACUCCCGUGGAUCAUAGCAGAGCGUUUGCCAUUGUUUGUUCAAAGUGAUUGCUACUUUGAAUACAGACUAGCCAAACUUCUCUCUCAAUGGGACUCGAGCCCCCGUGUGCGGAAGAUGGAUGACCACUCAUUUAGGGGCUCCCUGUCCGACCCGAGAACCCCCACCAGCAGAGGGGAGGAGUCCAUGCACCGAUGCCUUUCAACGCCACCAGCCUCCCACGACUAUGGUCCGGAUGAAGUGGGGGGCCCGAAAACUCCAUCCACCCUCCCCUCCUUGUUUACCUCACCCCUAACUCAUGAUGACCUUCCAGCUGACCAGACCCUGUCAGCCCAGAGGCCGGAUCGGAUACUGUACCUGGAGGACUUUUCUCGGCUCUCCUGCUCUGAGCCCCGCCCCCAGGGUCCUGGGGCACCCAAGUCUCUGGUCUUGCCUCUCCAGUACAUGGCUGCCAGUGUCUGCAGUCGCAACUUCAUAACCACAGGGAUACAGAUGGAGGAGAAGAUGGAUGGAGAACCGGGAAGAAGGGAUUUGAUUUUGGAGGAGGGUGAAGAGGACGAGGAGCAGGAAGUGGAGGAGGAGAUAGUAGUAGAAGAGGAUGAAGAGGAUAAGGAAAAUAUGGAGGAAGGGUACGAGGACUUAGCCAAGAAAAACGUCUUUGACAUUUGUUGCCAGGGCGCCCGUCUCCAUGGCGGCCGGCAGGGCCUGGAUGAGUUCAAGGAAUUCCUGCGGGACACUCCUGGUGAGAGAGUCUUCCAUCUGUGGAUGGACAUUGAGCGGCUGACCAGUACCCAGCACUGGGAGAGGAAGGACAGACAUUUGGUGUUGAUGAGAAGUCGAUACAUGCAGAGCAGCAGCCAGUGCAGCCUCAAUGCAGAGCUGCUCUUUCGACUGGGGCUCACCACUCCCCCCUGCUGGACAGAGGAGAAACUGCGCCAGGUUCAGCCUCGUCUCACCGAGGCGCUCCUAUGCUACUGGGCCCCCAGGUUCUGGAUGUCCCAGUGGACCCAGGAAGACGGCGAGGGGCCUGCCGCUCUCCCAGGGCCGUGCACGGAGAGAGAGUGUUUCCCCAGUACAAGCAUGGAGCGAAUGCUACAGGCCCUCCACGCAGACUCCCACGCUGGACUCUACUUCACCCACUUCUGUGAAGACUCUGGAAACCAACUCUGGGAGAACGCUGUCCAUUUCUGGAGUGACCUGCAGCGAUACCACCAGCUGUUCUACCAGGACAGUCUGGACCCAUACACAGUACAGAGACAAGCACAGCAUCUGUUCUCGAGGUUCCUGAGCGGCUCGGCGUGGGCGUCUGUGGGCGUGGCGGAGGACCAGAGGCUGGGGGUGUACGAGUGUCUGCGGCCCGCCUUCGAAGAGCUCUUCGACCAGGUAGAGGAGCACAUCCUGGACCUGCUUCUGGAGCCCUGGACCCUGCUGGUCACCAGAGACACGCUGUCCUACCAGACGGUGUGUGUGCAGGAGAAGGUGCGUCAGCUGGACAAUGCAGAGUUCAGGGAGCUGCAGGUCCUGCAUGAGGAGACCCAGCUCAGACUGAGGGAGCAGGCCCGGCCCCCCUCAUCUCCCUGCCCUACCCCUCCACCCUCCGCGGGCCCCCCAAUGCAGCCCAACCCAUGGGCCAAGGUCUUGCCGCGUUACCGUGGUUACCGUCUGGGCUCCCUGCUCCGCAGCAGCCGGGAGAUCCAGCAUUUCACCUCCUUCCUGGAGCAGCGGGAGGUCAGCAUUCACCUGCGCUGCUGGCUGGACCUGGAACAGUACAGACGGACCUCUCACCGAGACAAGGCGACCCGAGAGUGGAGGUCAUCUGAAAUCGCAGACAAAUACCUCAACAGGAAGUACUUCCUGGGACCCGACAGCCCGGCUACAGCGGUCCAGCAGAACGAGAUAUUACACCGUGCAGGGGGACAAGAGAGGUUAAAGCGGGAGUGUCUGUCGGACACUCUGGUCGGGGAGAUCCAGGCCAUCGUCAGGACCCAUAUUGAACAAACAUGGCUGCCUCUUUUCCUGGCCACCGAAGAAUUCAUUGAAAGACAGAACGACAAGCUCCAGGCAGCUGCCGGGCCUUCAGAGCGGGAUAACCACAAAAAGAAGAGAGCAUCCAGGAAGUCCAGCUCAGGCCUGUGGAUGAGUUCCUCCAAGGAGAUCCUGGUCCUGCGCCGGGUGCUCCUCAGCCCCACGUCCUGCGGACACUUCCGGCGCUUCGCCGCCCUGCAUGGGGACUUCCUGGAGAACGAUGUGCUCUUCUGGCUGGAGGUCCAGAAGUACAAGGACCUGUGUCACUCCCACAGUGACGAGGCGACCAUCCAGAGGAAGGUGUCCAACAUCAUCAGCUGCUUCAUCAGCUCCAGCGUGCCCCCCGCCCUGCAGAUAGACAUCCCCCCCGGGCAGGCCUGCAGCAUCCUGGAGAUGCGCAAGACGCUGGGCCCCUACAUCUUCAGGGAGGCUCAGAUGUCCGUGUUCUCCGAACUGCUGAAGCUGUGGCCAGACUUCCAGGCUCUGAGGAGCAGCGUCCGUGAGGAGCAGCUCCUCUCCGUGCUGGAGGAGCAGGAGCAGAAACACAGAGCCAGCCUGCAGCGACGCAGGAGGAGGCAGGCCAAGUUGGAGCAGAAGAACGCACAGGAGAGACAGCCGAGUUCAACAGAGGAGGAGGAGGAGGAGGAGCCUGAGCAGGAGGAGGACGACGACGACGUUGAGGAGGAAGACGACAAGUCGGACGGUGACAAAGAGGACCGGCUGACCGACUUGAGCCAAGCGCUUCAAUUUCCCACGCAGCAGUUGUCGUGGUCCUACUCCAAGUACAUGAGGGCGCUGAAGAGAACUGAAGAGGAGCUACAGCCCAGGAGAAAGGGUCAGCAGGAGAACACAUCACGCUCCACCACGGCCUCAGACUCCUCCUCCUCCAGGAGCAGCAUCGACUCAUUGGUCAGCCGACGCAGUCCCAAGCAUUCCUCGCGCUCAUCCCUCCAGCUGAGGUAG
Gadus chalcogrammus (walleye pollock) is the source of this 3400-nucleotide messenger RNA. Its product is annotated as regulator of G-protein signaling 22. Gene Ontology annotation, molecular function: G-protein alpha-subunit binding. The record is from RefSeq and is a predicted model, not a curated record. Gene Ontology annotation, biological process: regulation of signal transduction. The transcript is spliced from 24 exons. Lineage: Eukaryota; Metazoa; Chordata; Actinopteri; Gadiformes; Gadidae. The coding region runs from base 50 to 3400 and encodes 1116 amino acids.